GGCAGGCUGGCAUUGGCCAUUUGUGUGCCGCGAGCAACCGCAGACGCCGUGCGACGCAGUUACGCGACGCCUCUUGUGUAGCAUUUUCACUGCUGCCAAAAUCUUAAGCGCUCGGCACCGCUGUGGGGCAUUUUUUUGCGAGAGCACAUACAGCACUCUGCUGAGUACGAGCUUGUAAAAGCGCGGGCAUCAGUCGGAUUGCAGGAGCGCGAUCACACCAGGCUGCUACACAACGACAGCACAAAAAUGGCAGCACUACUAGAUUUCCGAGGCGAGCAGCAUCACUCAAUCAGCUGGGCGGACGCGCCAACGAUCACACCCAUCGAUGCAGAACCGCCAAGGCGCACGCGCUCGAGAACGCCGCCGCCGCGACGCGAACCGCGCCCGUCAAGGAAGUCGCGACGCCGAAAGGACCACGAGGCCGCACUGGCGGCGACGCUCAAAGCUCUCGGAGACGCCCUCGACGAGGCGGCCGACGAUGAGGUCGCCGAGCUGUACGAAAGACGGCCGUACCCGGAGCCGGAGACCGUCGAGACCUUCCUCGCCUGCCCGGCGCCGGCGCGGCGACGAACCAAGGCGCCGGGGCCCGAGACGCGCGCCAGCGAGGCGAUGCGGGGGUAUUUCCGCUGCGAGCGGGCGCUCCGCGGCGGUCUCAACGACGUGGCGACGCCCGCAUGCGAGCGGCGCCUGCUCGAGUGGCUCGGCGACGGGCGACGACCGCUCUCGCCGACGUCGAUGCUCGCCCAGAACGGGCUGAAGCUCGAGGCGCCCUACGGCUCGUCGGCGCGCGGCCGCCUCGUCGCGCACGCGUGCGCGCGCUUCCACGGCUGCCCCUCGAAAACGCUCGACGACGCGACGGUGUUGGUGGAGCGGCCGCUGUCACCUUCGCACGCGCUGCGCCAUGGCGCGACAAUAAUCGACGCCUUCACGUCGAGGGGGAGACGGCUCUAAUGUUUUCUGUG
This is a messenger RNA of Pelagomonas calceolata, 962 nucleotides long. Lineage: Eukaryota; Pelagophyceae; Pelagomonadales; Pelagomonadaceae. The record is from the annotation of a GenBank genome assembly.